AUGUUCCUUCGAUACCGCCACAAUUUAAAAGCAUUAUUCGAAGUGUUCUCCGGCACGGUUUACCGCCUCAUAGUGGCGGUUGGGCGACGACCUGUGGCGAAAGCUAAGGUCGCCGUGGCAGGGCUGCUUAGUUUGGGGAAAAGUCUUUUUGCCACUCCAGGAUAUUCCUUGCCUCAGUACCCUGCACAUUGGGCCCUGCCAUCUCAGACGUCGGACGGUAUGGCGACCGACUGUGUACUUACAACGCGCGAACAGUGUCCACAGACGCCGACCUGCAUGCCCUUCUCGGAUUAUCAAAUUUCACGUGAUUGCUCUGCAGGAGACCAAAUCCUGUCACCUCGUCUGGCUAUUCUUCGCCUCCGCCCUCUGCGCCAAAGACACAUCAGCAUCAUCAACUGCUACUCACCAACAUUAGCAGCUGAUGAAUCCGAACUGGAUGAGGAGCUGGAGAAACUGAUCCGCAACGAGAACUCCUUCUACAAAUUCGUUGCUGGAGAGGUAAACGCAAAACUAGGAAAAUCCAUAGAUGGGGAAUGCAGGAUCGGAAGAUUUGGACUAAGGGACUGGAACGAAAACGGCAAUCGUCUCGCCAGACUGCUGUCCGCCGCUCGCCUCUUUUAUGGGAAUUCCCUUUUCAUGAAGAAAGAUCAUCGUCGGCUUGGUCCGAAUGCGUCGCGUAUUGAGCGGUUAGUAGCAAACACUAGCAGCAGAAAAGCGUUGCAGGAGGAUCUUUCGAAAUACGAGCAGAAGAAGAUCCUGGAAGCAGCACAAAGAAGAACGAGUCUAAGAAAGGAAGUGCCGCAGGGAUCUCCGCGAAUAUAA
Messenger RNA from Necator americanus (New World hookworm), 822 nucleotides. RefSeq lists its product as uncharacterized. The coding region runs from base 1 to 822 and encodes 273 amino acids. NCBI's taxonomy places the organism in Eukaryota, Metazoa, Nematoda, Chromadorea, Rhabditida, Ancylostomatidae. The record is from RefSeq and is a predicted model, not a curated record. The transcript is spliced from 5 exons.